AUGCGACAUAGUAAUUGGUCUAGUUCAGUAGCAUCUGUACAGGCAGGAGUUGUUAAUAAUGGACAUUAUUCAGCACCUUAUCCAACAACCACAAAUGAAGGGCUUCCUUAUUAUAAUAACCAACAAGGAAGGAAUUAUGGUGGAUUAAAGGGUAGUAGUAAUAAGGGUAAUGGGAAUAACCAAUAUAACAUAAAUAAUAGAGAGUUACCUAGUAGAUUUAGUAAUGGGAACACUGGGAAUAAUUCAAUAUACCGACAUCAUGAAUUGGAUGACAGAUUGGCACGAAUUGACUGGAAGUCACAGUACUUGAUACCUUUUGAGAAGAAUUUUUAUUUUGAGCAUCAGAAUAUCACAAAGUUGAGUGAAGAUGAAGCAAAUGAAAUACGCAAAAGUAAAAGAAUUACUCUAAUAGCAGGUAGUAAUGUACCGAAACCAAUAACUAGUUUUGAUGAGUCAUCGUUUCCAGAUUUUCUUAUUGAUGCAUUAUAUAGAGCUGGAUUUACAGAACCAACUGCUAUCCAAGUACAAGGUUGGCCAGUUGCACUAUCUGGACGAGAUAUGAUUGGUAUUGCUGAGACAGGUUCAGGUAAGACAUUGGGAUUUUUAUUACCAUCAAUGGUACAUAUUAGUGCUCAACCAAGAUUAAGAUAUGGGGAUGGUCCCAUUUGUUUGAUAUUAGCUCCUACACGUGAACUUGUUGAGCAAAUUCGUGAACAAGCAAACAGGUUUGGGAAUAUAUUGAGAAUAAGAAAUACUGCAGUAUAUGGUGGUGUACCUAAAAGAUCACAACAAAUUUCCUUGCGAAAUGGCGUUGAAAUAUGUAUUGCUUGCCCAGGGAGACUAAUUGACUUUCUGGAAGAAGGUUGUACAAAUUUAUCAAGGGUAACUUAUCUAGUACUAGAUGAGGCUGAUAGAAUGCUUGACAUGGGAUUUGAACCACAAAUACGUAAACUGGUAUCUCAAAUUAGACCAGAUAGACAGACAUUAUUAUGGAGUGCAACAUGGCCAAAAGAGGUUCAGAAACUAGCUCGUGACUUAUGUCGUGAGGAACCUGUUCAUAUUAAUGUUGGUUCCAUUGAUACACUUAAAGCUUCUCAUAAUAUUAAGCAAUAUAUCGAUGUAGUUGAUGAAUACCAAAAGAAGGGUAGAUUAAGAAUGUUUUUGAAUCAAGUUAUGAAUAGUCCUACUUCUAAAGUUCUAAUAUUUUGUGAGACUAAGAAAGGAGCAGAUAUACUCACUAGAGAACUACGCUUGGAAGGCUGGCCAGCAUUGUGUAUACAUGGUGAUAAGAAGCAAGAAGAGAGGACUUGGGUAUUAAAUGAAUUUAGGAAUGGUACUUCCCCAAUAAUGAUUGCUACUGACGUGGCAGCACGGGGUCUUGAUGUGAAAGAUAUUACAUUUGUUGUUAACUACGACUUUCCUAAUCAGAUGGAAGAUUAUAUUCAUCGUAUUGGGCGUACGGGUCGUGCAGGAGCAAGUGGCGUCUCCUUGUCAUUUUUCACUGCAGAUAAAUGUCGACUUGCUAAUGAUCUCGUACGUGUGUUAAGAGAAGCUAAGCAAGAUAUUCCACCUGAGCUGACGAAGUUGGGUACCAGUCACUACAAAGUUAAUCAAAGAGGUGGUCCUAAUAGACGUGGAAAUGCCAAUAAUAAUAUACCUUUGGGACAAAGCAGAUUCUAUAAUAAUUAG
Cryptosporidium muris RN66 is the source of this 1689-nucleotide messenger RNA. Its product is annotated as DEAD/DEAH box helicase family protein. Gene Ontology annotation, molecular function: RNA helicase activity; ATP binding; RNA binding. The coding region runs from base 1 to 1689 and encodes 562 amino acids. The record is from RefSeq and is a predicted model, not a curated record. The transcript has a single exon. Gene Ontology annotation, cellular component: cytoplasm; ribonucleoprotein complex; nucleus. Lineage: Eukaryota; Apicomplexa; Conoidasida; Eucoccidiorida; Cryptosporidiidae.